CACUAAAUCGAGCUAGAAGGCCGAAUAAGAUGUUAUGGAUUUAUUGGAGGAAAGCAGGCUCUGACAAGGGUGGACACGCAGUAAUACUUGAAACUUGGUCCGUGCGUUUGUUCAUCCAAGUUUGAGAAAUUCAAAGCGAUUUCCAAACAAGCAGACACGAAAGCUCCCCCGUCAAGACCCUGUCAACCUUCGUCAACUUCAACGUACUGCUCGUCUGCUUCCGAUCUUAUGCGUGCGUGCGUAGGAAUAUAGCAGUUUGAAGCGCAAUCAUUUUCUUCUAUCUUGACGCCAUUCACUCUUUUAAUGCCUUCUAUACUAUGUUCCUCCGAAUUGGAUCUGGUCAUUCUUAAUAUACCCAAUAUUCGAAAUUAAGAGAAGAACACAUAUCACGAUAUCCCCUAGUAACUGUACUACAUCCGCAUCACCCACACAACCACACGACGACCGUUUUCCGAGUCGACUACUCUAACCGUUACAAUGCCUCCACCGGCAGUUCCAGAAAUUUCGGAGGAUGUUCUACAUGAAUCAAUCGAAGCUCGUACCGAGACUUUGGCAUCUUUGCGCGAACUCGGCCCACCCGAUCUAGUCCACCUCCUGAAACAAAAUCUCAGGAGCGCCGGGAAACAAACUGGAGUUUAUCAUCAUGUUACCGGUGUCGACGCAUCCUCCUCUGCCAGUCUCGCCGCCUAUAUAAACACGCUUACCUAUAAAGAACACGGCCAAGUUCCCACGCACAAGAUUGUGGAAGGCUUAUAUUGCUGUUACAAUGCCUUCUCUAGGCUUGACAUGCGCGUUCAUGUCACGAUCCCAGGAACCGUUGAGGCUUAUUGUGUCGACGAAAGGGGAGAGAAGCGAAAAGCUACGGAUGAAUUCUGGCUCGAAACCUAUCUUUGCAGCGUCCUUCGAGCCUAUUCAUAUGCGGACGAUGGAAGCGGCGAAACUAUCAGGAAGAUUAUGGGUGCGAGACGUUUCAACCCCGUUACUAACACCGAGACCGAACACCGCUUUCUAAGUGCUGCCGAGUCUCUGUUCUUCAGAGGCUGGCAAUUGGGCUCCGAUUCCGUCGUCCAGGUUCCCAAUAACGUAUCGAACCAUUUGACCGCUGGCCUGCUCAAAUAUUUCCAUACAACAGGACGCUUCGCUUCGGGUAUUAAUCUCUUCGAGAAGCUGAGGACACAGAAUGUUGAGGUGUCGUCAUUGCUUGCAAAGGUCUUAUUUAUGGGAAAUGAGGAAGUACAAGGCGUACGCGUACUUUACCAGGCGCUCAAGGAUUCGCCAAUGGAUUAUGUUAUGCUAGAUGCGCAAGCCGAGUUCCUUCUGAAGAAGGCCAUAGCAGCUGAGACACCAGCGCAAAAAGAGGAGAGGCUAAAGAUGGCUUUGGGUUGUGCCGAUCGUAGUACCAUCGCAGCCCCAAGUGAAUUUGGCACGUGGGCAAGAUUAGCGCAGGUUUAUGUUGCUAUGGAGGACUGGGAGAAUGCACUGACGAUCUUGAACUCUUGCCCGAUGUUUACCUACCAAGAUAAAGACGCUCCAGUCAUGCCAGAACCAAAGGACGUCUACCUCCCUAUCUUGCCAGAGACCCGACUAGAUGAGAUCGAUAGCGAGCCGGAGUCUAGAUACUCCGAACAGGUCGACCCGAGCUUACUUAAUCUCCGUGCUGCGUCGUAUCGCGGUACCUUCAAGUUAGCUUACAAGAUUCUAACAGAAAUGACCGCUAAAAUUGGCUGGGAUCAGCUUCUCAAGAUAAGAAGUACUGUCUUUGUCAUGGAGGAUGAGUAUCGAACCGAGAAGCAGGAUAAUGUCCCACAACCUCAAGCAAGCAAUCGUAAUCCCAGUACCGAUGGAUUACGCGGAACGCCGGAGCCCACAACCAAUGGGGACCAGACAGACGAAGAAAGUGACGAAGAGAAAAGCGCAACCGAUGCCGACUCCGCAGCGCCUACGUUAACGAAUGGCCAUAGCGAGGGAGACAGCGUAGAGAAGCCAACUCAUACCAUUGACCCUGGUGAGGUUAAAGCUGAUGGCGAUACGAGUGCCACCACCGACGAGCAUCUCUCACGCUUAAAUAACAAGCGAUUAUGUGAGAGAUGGCUUGACAGUCUCUUCAUGGUUUUGUACGAGGACCUCCGUGUAUACACAAUAUGGAGGACGCAGAUGGCUCAAUACAGGGCGCAGUCAAUGCAAUACAAGAAGUCAGCCGAAGAAUGGGAAAUCCUUGGCGCCCUCGCAGAACGUCUUCAGCACCACGAGGAAGCAGUUGAGGCAUACAGAGCAUGUCUCGCCGCACGGUUCAGUCCCAAAGCAUUAUCAGGCAUUCUGCGAGCGUUCGAGAAACAAAAGAAUACUCGGGAUACAGUCGCCGCUGUCAUACGCCUAGUGACCUGGCAGUAUCGUUGGUACUCGGAAUUUUCUCCUGAACUUCUCCACACGAUACGGUCAUUAAUCGAAGAAGAGGGUGCCGUCAAGGUCCGAUCGAUUAUCCAAGCAACAAGUUUACCGCAGCACGUUUUAGAUCUAACGCACCAUUAUGCCGCGUUAUGUGCCACGUUCAGAAGCAGCGGCACAGAUGGUUGAAGAAUUCCUCACAGGAAAAGGGAUAUUCGAGGACGAAGUGAUGCCGUUAUAUGAUAUCCGUCUGUUUCUGCGUAAUCAAUGUGAGAUGAAACGAUUAAUAUAAGAUACUCAUCUUGGCCUUGCUACACAUAGAACUUCGCUGACACUGUUUUGUUCAACUGCCAAUCAACAUAGAUCCCUUAUAUAAAUCAUAGACAAGCAACUGGUCAGAAUUCCCCAUGCUCUAGACUAUAUCUACAUAUCUAAUACAUAUUAAUACAUUGAUGCGCACUC
This is a messenger RNA of Hypoxylon trugodes, 2847 nucleotides long. RefSeq names its product chaps-domain-containing protein. Bases 478 to 2574 code for a protein of 698 amino acids. The transcript has 5 exons. Gene Ontology annotation, biological process: Golgi to plasma membrane transport. Gene Ontology annotation, cellular component: exomer complex. Lineage: Eukaryota; Fungi; Ascomycota; Sordariomycetes; Xylariales; Hypoxylaceae. Gene Ontology annotation, molecular function: protein binding. The record is from RefSeq and is a predicted model, not a curated record.